UGUUUCUCUAUCGAAAAAGAAACAACAACAGAAGUUUUCCUCUGUUCUGGUGAGGAAGCCCUAGUUCCCAAAUCCUGUCUGCCCCGCCGCCGAGUAUAAUGGAGGGAUCCUUCCCCGCCUCUUCCUUACACCCCCCCGCCGUAGCACCCGCCACCACCCGCUGUGCCCCAUGGGUUCUUCUUGACAGUAGGGCCUACUUUGCCGUCUGCAAGAACGCCACCACCGCUGAAGCCACCACCAGCACCGGUCACAUGGUCAAGGUCAGUUUCUGCCUCUCAGAUCCGCCGGCAAUCUCACACUUUUGCGUCUUUGGCCCCGAGUUGAAGCACGAAGAUUCCAUGAUGGAACCCCUGGUUCUCUUCUCGGCGAAGGACCUCGUACUCCUCCGCCUCGCCUUCACCGUCGGUCCACGAAGCACCCAUAAGGAUUCUCGUCUCGCCGAGUACUUUCUCUACAAGGCUGGUCGUGGCAAGCCGUCGCUCGAACCGAUCCCGGUUACUCCACCAGGCACCAGGAACUCGUUCCACAUCUGCGUCCUGCCGUCCGACGACGACGAUGGGGAAUUUGUCAUCGCGGAUCUCUGCAUGACAAAUCCCCGUUCGGACUACGAGCUUCAUGUCUUCUCUUCUAAGACUGGCAAGUGGACCACCAAGCAGUUGCGGUUACAGGCAUCUCCCGUAGUAAAGAAAGAAGACCUGCCUGGCCCAUCACUCGACAAGGUGAUUGCGCUUGGAGGAGGUGCUGUAGGCUGGAUCGACCUCUGGCGGGGUAUCAUCAGCUGCAACGUGUUUGACAACAACCCCGUUCUAAGUUUCACCCCAGUGCCCAUGCUUGAAGAAAACGAGCGACAUGAAGGUAACCCACGCCUGUUCAGGGACAUCACCUGCUCCAAUGGUGUCAUCAAGUUUGUAGAGUUGGAUCUUCGUUUCAAAAAGGUUGCUGUUCACAACAUCAAGACUCGCAAGACGACAAAGGAUCUUGACAGCGUAGAUAUCAUCCAUGAUUCAGAGCUGCUCUUCCACAAAGAUGAUUCAUGUACCGACCCUGUGGAAUGUACUCUUGUUGAUGAUGGUUGGAAGCUCCGGACAUGUUAUAGGCAUACUUCCUGGGACUAUUGGCGCAAGGGGCACACUGUUGAUAUUGAUGACAUCUUGGCUGACAAUACUGAUCACUCUAUGUUGCUCCCACAACUGUGGGAUGCUAAAGCUGGGAAAUCAACAUUGAGAAAUCUGUAUUCGGCUUACCCAACCCUGGGCAUUGACGGUGGCAACAUUGUUUACCUGAUGUCUAAGGUUGUUUAUAAUGAUGAGAAUGCAUGGAUGAUUGGUGUUGACCUUGAAAAGAAGGCAGUGGAAGUACUCGUACCAGUCUCUUCUGAGAGAGUCUGUUUAUUCAAGCCAGACUUCCUCCCCUGUACAUUCUCCAAAUAUCUUGAUGCAACUCCAAGGUCAUGUGCAGAGGAAGUCAUCCCUACUGCAAAUGUGGUUCAGAAAUCUCUACUUAAUGAUCAUGUUUCAUCAGGCAAUUUUUCUCUAAAUAAGCUGUCACCGCUGCAGGAUACACGGCAGUGCUAUGGGGGUUCGACUGAAUAUGCUGGUCCAUACGCAGGCUACCGCAACUAUCAGCAGCAUUUAACCGCAGGUACCCAACCGCUGUUGCAAGUGCUGAAUACUGACCCGUUUGCCCAACUAUGGCUGUCCUUGCGGCUGGAUGACCACCUGCUAUCACAGCUAACAGGUCGUGGUCCGGCGCCUCCGCCAUUCACUCCAUUCCCCACUGAGGAGUACAUAUCUGAUGGAAACCAUGUAUUCAGUGGAAGCACGGAAACUUGAUCCUGUGCCAUUGGAUGAGGAUUGUGCGAUUUGAGAUGAAAAGAUGGACGAAAUGCAGAAAGAACCUCGUAAUCUUCCUGUACCUCGGUACAACAUCCUUAUGGAAGAUGAGCCAUCGGUGCCUCUUCCUAUCCCGAUUCAAUUUUUCCCCAUCAACAGCUAGGGUUAGGAGAUGGUCGCCUCGGCCAGCACGACGCCCUCGUUCUGCGCAGGGCCGGCGGCCGGCGACCGCGUCUAGUUCAUUCUCUCCUACGGAGUAUCAGGCAUCGGGCGACCGCGGCUAAUUCGUUCUCUCCUCUCCGGCGGCUGGCCUACCGCGACAACCCAGCAGUACACCCCGGCGGCCGGCGGCCGGCGACCGGCAUGGCUAAUUCUUCUCCGGGCUUCUCUCCUCUCCGGCGGCUGGCCCAACACGCCAAUCAUUCUCUGAGCAUUCCCCAUCGGAUUGGUACAGGAUCUAAGUCUGAAGUAACUAUGGAAUGCCAGAGCGGAGUGAGCAAGGCUCCACCUUUGGCUAUUUGUGACGCCCAGUCUGAUGCAGAAUCUGCCGUCCACACUAGACCAAGUGCCGAAAUUGUAUUUACCGCACCACAAAAAUUGUAUAGUGCACCUUUCUGUGGCUCAUCUUGUACUCCGGAGUGUGAUGAUGACAUCAGGCCAGCCAUAGGGAUGACUUUUACGGAUUUGAAGGCAGCUAAGGAUUUUUGCACUUGGAGAUCAAUUAUGUAACCAAGUUCCGGCGAAAGAACAAACUCAAACAGAAAAAAUUGAGGAAUUCUUGGGUUGUUCAAUUCCAAAUGAGGUUGACAUUCAUCCUCCAAAUGAUAUUCGAUUGAGGGGUAGGAUCAAAAGACUUAAAGGAUACAUGGAUAAGGGUGGAAAGCAAAGCAAGAAAGAUAAGAAUGCGAACAAGAAUGAUAGCCGCACUUGUCCUAAAAAAGUGCAAGUACAUGAUUAAGGUUUGCUGGUGGCAGUAAAGACUUAUGAAGGUUUCAUAAACAAGGACUUCUGCAGGAUGUUUGGAGUCGUAGUGGUGCACUGAUACGUUCUUCAGCUUGUACUCGAGUUAUGUCCGAUGUAUAAACGUGAGGUUUACUAUGACUGUUAAUGGCUAAUGGGUUAGUGAUGUGUCUGUUGUAACAAAACACCCUAGCAUAAUGCGUUAACUACUGUACGUGCCUAUGUUGUAACUAAACUCCCUAGCAUAAUGCGGCUAUCAUGCCUUAACUACUGUACAUGUUUUUGAAGUGA
Messenger RNA from Triticum dicoccoides, 3083 nucleotides. RefSeq lists its product as uncharacterized. The transcript is spliced from 7 exons. The coding region runs from base 99 to 1832 and encodes 577 amino acids. The record is from RefSeq and is a predicted model, not a curated record. Lineage: Eukaryota; Viridiplantae; Streptophyta; Magnoliopsida; Poales; Poaceae.